AUGUUUAAACCAAAAACUCAAAUAUCCAACAUCGAUGUCAGAGUUGGAGAUGACGUCACUUUACCUUGUAAAGAUGUUAAAGACUUUGGUGAUAACUGCACAAGUACCACCUGGCUCUACGCUGAAUCAAACAAAUUAGUGGCACUGUUUGAAUACGAGAGGAUUAUCAAAGAUGCUGGAGGUAAAUCAGGCAGACUGAGAGUUACGAAGGACUGUUUACUGGUUUUAGAGAAAGUCACAGCUGAAGAUGAAGGUCUUUACAUCUGCAGACAGUACAGUUCAGAAGAACAAUUCACAGACUCUGAGGUUCAACUGUCUGUUAACAUCAAAGCUGUAUCCUCAUCAUCAACAACAACAACCACAACAACAACAACAACACAACCACCACCACCACCACCACCACCACCAACAACAAGAACAACACCAGCCACCACAGAAAACAAUACAAGUACAGGUACGCCCCAGAUCAUAGUCGCUGUUAUUUUACCACCGCUCCUGAUUGUCCUCGUUGUUUUGUUGAUCAUCAGAUGGAGGAGGGCUAAAGAGAGGGAAACACAGCCGGGGGGCAACGAGGUGCAGACGGAUCCUGAAGAUGAUGUUCCCUAUGCCACCCUCAACUACCCCAACACCAACACAGGGACCCGGGUUCAAGCUGGAAAUCCUCCUCAUGAUACUGUGACCUACAGCACCGUCAGAGUUCACUCCUCUUCCGCUGCAGCUUCCACUGAUCCAAACAACUUCUACUCCACCGUCCAGGCAGUAAAGAAACAAUAGAUACGCAAGAUUUCUGCGCAAGGAUUCACAAUGAAAUCCACCCACUCUUGAGGCCCCUGGUGUUUUUAGCUUCAUGUGGGAUGUAAAACACUGAGAUGUUUAAUUUUAAACAAAACCAGUGGAUCCGGUUAAUAUUAGGAACAAAGGAAAAGUCUAAAAAAAACGAACAAAAUCUGUAGAGACAGGGCUUUACAGAAUGAGGGAUGUACUGUAUAUGUGGAUACUUCAGAAUAAUAAUAAUAAUAAUAGUAAAAUGUGUUUUAAUAUAAAGAAAUAAAAUAUGAUUUGGCUUCACAAAUCUCUCACAUCCCACAUAAACGUCAUAGUGAGAAACCUGAUCCGUUCAUCUGAGGAAGGUAUGAAUGGAUCAUUUGGAAGAUUAAAUAUUAUUUUCCAGUAGAUCUUCAGCUUUAAGUUUUACAGCCAGUCACCUCAAAACUAUAAUUGAUCCCCUUCGAUUUGCUUCCCACGUGUGAAUUUUUCAAAGUGAAGGAAUGAGAGUAAAAGCAGUUUCAGGUUCAACAACACCCUCCAUUUGAGUUUUAUUCAGGUUUUUUUGUUUCAGACGACUGAGGAGCUCUACCAGCCUUUUGCCGCCAGAUGGCGCCAAAUAUCCCAAGUUGGUUCUUGUAUGUAAUUUUGUGUGUGAUAAUUACCGCCAUCUAGUGUCAAAAAGUAUAACUAAGUAAGAAAUUGAUCUGUGUAAAGGCCCUGACACACCAAGCCGAUUUUCGGCCGUCGGGAGCUUUUCCGCCGAUUUGACAUGUCGAAUCGGCGUCGGCCGUCUGUCAAACAGCUCACUCUGUGAUUGGCUGUUCCCAGAAUUUCCAAGAAUGCUUUUCGUCGUCAUUUGCGGACUGAAUAAAAAAAAAACAU
Molecule: messenger RNA, 1650 nt
Organism: Cololabis saira (Pacific saury)
Lineage: Eukaryota; Metazoa; Chordata; Actinopteri; Beloniformes; Belonidae
Product: mucin-5AC-like
Exons: 7
Coding region: 1-774 (257 amino acids)
Biological process (GO): T cell activation; positive regulation of ERK1 and ERK2 cascade; interleukin-15-mediated signaling pathway
Cellular component (GO): membrane raft; external side of plasma membrane
Molecular function (GO): MHC class II protein binding; protein tyrosine kinase binding
Source: RefSeq, a predicted model, not a curated record